Mycosarcoma maydis (corn smut) is the source of this 651-nucleotide messenger RNA. RefSeq lists its product as uncharacterized. The transcript has a single exon. Gene Ontology annotation, cellular component: COPII-coated ER to Golgi transport vesicle; Golgi apparatus; endoplasmic reticulum-Golgi intermediate compartment. The record is from RefSeq and is a predicted model, not a curated record. Bases 1 to 651 code for a protein of 216 amino acids. NCBI's taxonomy places the organism in Eukaryota, Fungi, Basidiomycota, Ustilaginomycetes, Ustilaginales. Gene Ontology annotation, biological process: endoplasmic reticulum to Golgi vesicle-mediated transport; Golgi organization; intracellular protein transport.
AUGGCGGCGUAUCUCAGCACGUUGGUGGUGGUGUUCGCACUGGUCUUGUUGCCAGUGCACGUCUCGGGAGCGGCUCUGACGACAAUCGUCGAACCACACGAACGACUGUGCUUCUACGCAUGGGUGGAUGCAGCAGGCGAAAAAGUCGGGUUCUACUUUGCCGUGCAAUCGGGAGGCCACUUUGAUAUCGACUACUCGGUGCAUGACCCGGACCAGAAACUCAUCAUCGGCGGCCACAAGGAACGUCAGCUGGACAUCAUCUUUACCGGCAACACGGUGGGCGAAUAUACAUUCUGCUUCGAAAACGCCAUGUCGACAGUAGCCGAAAAACUGCUCGAUUUCGACAUCACGGUAGAAAGCGAACCGAGACUGGACCUACCCAUCCAACCGGCUAAGCUGUUGAAGGAACACAGCGCGCCACUCGAAGAGGGAAUUGCCAACAUGGACGAAAAGCUUACCCAGAUCACUAGGACACAGAGAUACUUCCGAGUCAGGGAAAACAGAAACUUCGAUACCGUCAGAAGCACCCAGUCCAAGAUCUUCUGGUACAGCGUCGUCGAAAGCAUAACCAUGGUCGGCAUCAGCAUCGCUCAGGUCUACAUUGUCAGGUCGCUCUUCGAAACAGGUUCCACCAAAAGGUAUCGCGUCUAA